Molecule: messenger RNA, 2178 nt
Organism: Drosophila elegans
Lineage: Eukaryota; Metazoa; Arthropoda; Insecta; Diptera; Drosophilidae
Product: ADP-dependent glucokinase
Exons: 5
Coding region: 173-1672 (499 amino acids)
Biological process (GO): glucose metabolic process
Cellular component (GO): endoplasmic reticulum
Molecular function (GO): ADP-specific glucokinase activity
Source: RefSeq, a predicted model, not a curated record
CGCUUACUUAAAAGCACAACCAAAAAAUAACAAGCGGAAAAAGGGCGAUAAAUACGACUGAUAAGAAAAGUACUAGUAGCCGGGCACCGGAAAGUCAGUGAUAAAAUUCCUUGGGGUUACAGACUGGCGGGAAGGAUACAAAGGACGAGUGAUCACACAAACCACGCCCACAAUGACUGCGUUGCGUUAUAUGGGUUGGUUGACCGGCUGCUCCGUCUUCACAGCAUUCGUGUCCAUCAUUUGGCAGGCGUUCAUAUCGUUGCAGUCGCUCAACAGAACGACUGUCCUGCUCACCGGCCUGCUGGCCAUUGAGGGGUCCCUCAAGCGCCCCGCUUUUCAACCGGCGCCCAAAGUGGCCAUCGGAUACGGAGCCUGCACUGACUUACAGAUCAACGCCACCGAGUUUCUGGAGCGCUACUACAGCCGACGCAUCCCGGCAGUCACUACAGGAUCCCGGGAGAUUGUCAACAAUGAGGACGAGCUACUGCAGUCCUUUGCCUAUUACUUCCAGAACGGUGCUGCAGCGGAGCGUGUAAUGGCAAACAGUACUCUCUUCAAACAAUUGGUGGGAUACGCCAAGGUGAUGGAUAAGGAGCGGAUCCAGUGGUACAUGGGUGGCAACGCCCCGCUGAUGGCUGUGCGCUUCUUUAUGGAGGGAGCUGAAGUGCUACUGGGCGCCCACAUGUCUAAAAAAUUGCGUCCGCUGUUGCCCAAGGAGAUCCGUCUGGCAGGCGACGAGAUUCCAAACGAUGACAUACACCUUAUUCUGGAGUACAAGGCCGGCGACACAUGGGGCUCGUAUGUGGCGCCCCGCGCCAAUCGCUACAUCCUGCACAACGACCGAAAUAAUCCGCAUCUGAGGGCCGUGGAGCAGUUGACGGAUGCGUUGAAGGUGUAUCACCCGCAGCUGCUGGUUGUAAGCGGACUCCAAAUGAUGGACAUGUUCUCCUUUAAUCCUGGCGAGCGAGAAGCGCGUCUGCAGCAAGUACAGAGGCAGUUAACUAGCCAGCCGGCGGACACUCUAAACCACUUCGAGAUGGCCUCGUACGUGGAGUUGAAGCUACUGCAGCAGCUGCGGAGUUUUGUCUUGCCCUUUGUGGACUCAUUGGGUAUGAACGAACAGGAGCUUUCCAAUCUGCAGCAGGUGUUGGCCUACGGACGGACUACCCUGGCAACGGAUUGGAAUCCCCGCAUUGCCCACACCCUCGACCAGAUGCGGCAGGUGUUCAUUAGCAUGCUUGAGGACUACAGCGACCGAAGCUCUGGCGAUCCAAGGCGGCGUCGUAUCUCGCGGAUCCACGUGCACACUUUGGCCUACCAGGCCAUCCUCACUACAACCGGAUCCAAGUGGAAGAAUACCCGGGCUGCAGCUGCCAAGGCGGCUCUCACUGCUCACCGAUAUGUCUGCAAGUCCCAGUUUAUUAAUCCAGAGGCAGUCUUACAGGUACUAGACGAUAGUUUCGCCACCUCGGCGCAGACUGAUGCGCCUCGCAUGCGAAUUGGGGCUGCCAGUCCGGUGCCCUGCUGGCGGGAGUAUAUCGAGUACGGUCGCCAGCGGCAACGGCUUGAGGUGGAGAUUUGUGUGGCCCCAGUGCUGGUCUGUCGCGAGGCGAGGAAAACAGCCGGAGCGGGCGACAACAUUUCCGCUUCCGGAUUGGCGGCACAGUUGUAGAAGCGACGAUUACAACGGAUGAUCGGAUGAGACUGCAUAGCAUUAUACUAGAAACCUGCAAUCCAAGACUCGAAUAGAAGGCCAGGACGUAACCCCGAAGCAUUCCCCCCGCUGGAUGGACAUGGACUCGGCAUGUUUAGCACCUUAGUGACCUUAGAAACGCGUUACCUUCACAGAAAUCUGACGAAAAUGCUCAAGCGAUAGCACCAAGAAAACAACGAGUCCCAUAAGACUACAUAUCCAGAUGAGUUUUUAACGGAAGUGCUGAUUCCUGCACUUGUCCUCUCAUCAUCAACGUAUAUAUUCCAUGUGUUCAAAAUUAUUCCUAAUGCAACAGCAUCGAAGUUCGGAAACGAAUGCCACCUAGUCCUAAGUUUUGUUAGUCACUAAAUCUAUGUUUUGACAUUUUUGAGCCAUUCCUACUUACAAUUUGUUUCGCGCACUUGGUUUCAAACUCAAAAAAAAAAUGCGGCAAAUAAUUAAACAGGCUUUUCCGCACUGUAAAA